AUUAUUCCUUUCAAACACACAACAAAUUUCAACAUAAUAUAUAUUUAUCCACUAACACUCGCGCGUUUAUUUUUAGGAGUUAGAACAAAAUUUUCGUGUGUUUUCACUUGCGCCGCGCGGUUCGUGGUUAAAUGCAAAAAAAAAUAAAUAAAACUCGGCAACUACUUUUUUUUAUGCUCUGUAGAGAUAAAAUACGAAAAAAUAUUUUUCUUAUUUAAAUAGUUUUCUCAAAGAAAAGAAACCCUUCUAACAAGACAUUUGUUUUUUUUUUCUUUCUCGUCUCGGAGGGAAAAAAAAGAAGCAUUCCACCUUCAAGUAUCGGCAAAGGUUGACUGAUAAGCCGCGAUUAUAAUACUUGUAUAUAUAGAUAUAUAUUGACGAAUAUUUUUUUUUUCACCAUCAUACACGGGAAUGUAAUUCGUUGCGGGUAAUUUAGUUUUUUUUCGGUGAAUGAAGAAAAGGUUUUCUUUGUUUCGGGGUGAAAGUGAAUACUUAUUUUUUUCUGGAGAGAUUUUGUCGUUUCUCUCUCUCUAAUAUAUAUAUAUAUAUAUAUAUAACAUUCGCGAUGUCAGCUCAGUGAUUAUAGAGUAAGCGUCUUUUUUUUUGCCGUGUGUGUGAAAAAAAAAUUUAGUGAAACGGUAAUAAUUUGUUAAGUGAUAAUUAAUUUUUAUUCGCGGGUGCUUUUUGAGUGAUUGAUAAAAAUAAAGGGCAAAUUGACAAAUAUGAAUUUCGCGUGUAAGUGUCUUAAUGUGACCAUCAAAUCGAGGAGUGAUAAACUCGAAAGGGUCAUUGUCGAAGACAUUGUUGGAUUAAAUCCCGAUGAAAGGCUCGACGCCUUUUUUCAGGAGGGCGUAGCAACAGUUCCAGAAUUGGAGGUAAUAGAAAAGGAGCAGGCAACCUUGAUUGAAUGUAAAAAUAUUGGCUCUUGGACGACUCAUUAUUGUUGUAAUUGUUCAAUGUACACGCACGCCGUUAAUUCCGAAGAUGGAAAUGCAAUAAUUUUGAUCAACACGAAAAUGAUCAUGUCAAAAGAAGAGAUGGAACAGAUAAAGUCAUCGUCUAAGUACAGUUCAGUGUUUAGGAUAGUAAUUGACCGGAAGAAGUUAAACGACAUGGAUUCAUUCUUGCCACCGAAUACGUUCCCUGUAUCACAAAUUCCAAGCAGUCUACAAAAUGCACUGCGUAGCCUUCAGCAACAAUUGCAAGCUGCCAUCAAUAGAGAAACACAAAUUAUUGAUGAUAAAAUUCACGCCUACACAAUGGAGCAGCGUAAAAUUUUAGAAAAUUUCCAAGAGCAGGCUUACAUGGAUCACAGACUGCUGAGCAGAAUGAUAUGUAAAAAGGAGGAGAAAUCAAAAGUCGUGGCUAAAACUCGAAGACGAGCGAAAAAUUUAAAGACCAGUGACUCUAAUUCAGUAUCAAGUUCAGUGUCUGCAAGGCCAUCAACUGAAACGAGUUCGAGUGACACAACAUUCAGCGGAUCGAAUAUUAUGACACAACACACAAAGCCGUCUAUAAAUUCAAAUCUCAACGGACACAGUGAUAAAACUGAUUCAGUAAAGGCAGCGCGAAGAGAGCCGAGCAGUUUUGAUGCCGAGGCACUUUUUCUUCUCGAAGGAAUGGACGAUAUUGUUUACUCAGACGAUUGCCUACUGUCCUCAGAUUUGGAAUCUGAUACCGAUGAGUCCGUGAAGAACGAAGGAACUAACAUACCAAGAAGCCAAAAGAGAGGCUAUCCAAUGUUAGCCAAAUCAUUACCAGUGACUGUACCUGAUUUUCGUCCAUUUGAUAGGCGCCUACCGCAUGACGAAGACGAUGAAAAAGAAUCAAUGGAUCCCCUGGACCCGCAUAAUAUUAGAGCUUCAAUAAAAGCCCUAGCCAAAAGUGUUCAUGGCGAUCCAGUUUUUGGCGAUUUGCCGAGACCUCGAUUCUCCACUCAAAUCUGACUGGAGAAAAUUUUUGAAUCAACUGACUCCCCUUUAGAUUAGAAUUCGUAAAUUAAGUGUUUUCCCUAUAAAUGUGUCAUUUUUCACCGACCAUCGUAUCUUUUUGUCGUUUUUUUUAGCACUUUAACAAUUUGAUACAAAUACAAUAGAGAGAAGUGAUAUAUAUAUAUAUUACUAAAGAUGUGAUAGGUAAACGUAUUUUUUAAUUUCCUACUCUUUGAUAAUGUUAUAGGUUUAAAAAAAUCUUUCUGAAAUUUUUUUUUUCUUUCUCUUUAUAAUAUUGUAUAAUGUGCGCUAGUUUCGCAAAAAGAGUACUCAUUCGAAUUUAUUCAAUUGAUACAAAAAAUAUAUAUAUUGUAUAUUUCUCGUUUAUGUGCUAAAAGCAACGCUUGAGAAAGUAUAAACUUCCCCCUCUCCCCACAAUUUUUUUUUACCAAGUGAUCAAAUUGUUACUUCAUCUCGAAGUCGUUAAUGUUUAUAAUUACUCAAUUUUUUUUUCAAUAAAAAUAUUAUACUUUUUAGUAAA
Leptopilina heterotoma is the source of this 2472-nucleotide messenger RNA. RefSeq lists its product as uncharacterized. Gene Ontology annotation, biological process: neurotrophin TRK receptor signaling pathway; negative regulation of protein kinase activity; negative regulation of TOR signaling. The record is from RefSeq and is a predicted model, not a curated record. NCBI's taxonomy places the organism in Eukaryota, Metazoa, Arthropoda, Insecta, Hymenoptera, Figitidae. Gene Ontology annotation, cellular component: cytoplasm. The transcript has 8 exons. The coding region runs from base 723 to 1946 and encodes 407 amino acids.